AUGCGCGGCCGCGGGCAACGUCGUAGCGGACGAGGUGGCGUCGAGGGAGGGCGGCGGCAGGCCAGCAGGUUGGUGGCGAAGAAGAUGAACCCGUACGCAUACCGCGCCCUCAGCGACUGCCGCCUCCUCGCCUCGUACGCACCGUCGUCUCCACACAGCUCCGCGCCUCCUUCCUUGGUCAUCAUAUCCCGGCUCCUGCCGUCGCCGUUGCUCCCGAACGAAACGCUUCCUCCGGUCAGAUCAGCACUUGAUUUCAGCGCGGAGCAACCGGAUUGGUCGCCGCAACAAUGCCGUACGGAAUUCGGACGCGAAAGGGAAGGGGAGACGAGUAACUCACGGGCGCGCGGCGUUACUCCUGCUCGGCAGAGGCACUCCACGGCGGUGCGGGGCGGCCGGGGGUGGGUGUUGUGCUGCCUCGUUCGCUUUGCGCCGCGGGAGCCACCUUUAAUCGACGGUGAGCCCAGUGCUGAGGAGGAGUCCGAGUCUGAGGAAGACAAGCCCGAGGAAGAGGAAGAGUCGAGCGACAAUAGCGACGAUGAUGAAGAGACGGUGGAUUUGGGCAACAACAAGGUCACCGAUGAGUACAACGGUGACUCCAAUGACGAGGAGCUUGAGGAGGAGGGUGACAGCGAGGAGGGCUCCGAUGAGGAGGAGCCAAAUGAGGAGGGUGACGAUGACAACGAUGAGGGCGAUGAGGAGCCUAAGGAGGAGGAGGAGAAGGCCGAGGGAGAUGAUAAUGAUGACGAUGGCAACAAGGAUGAGGAAGGCUAUGAGGAGGACCCUAACAACCCACACUGGUCCUAG
This is a messenger RNA of Phragmites australis (common reed), 804 nucleotides long. RefSeq lists its product as uncharacterized. The record is from RefSeq and is a predicted model, not a curated record. The transcript has 2 exons. Lineage: Eukaryota; Viridiplantae; Streptophyta; Magnoliopsida; Poales; Poaceae. Bases 1 to 804 code for a protein of 267 amino acids.